CCCCAACAAGCGCCUGUUGGUUGGGACAUGCAGGCUGGGCUGCGCCUCCUUUGUCCGCGUCGCCUCCCGGCCGUAGCCGCUACUCGGCGCCUGGGCUCCAGAAUCUCCUCCGGCCGCAGCCUCCCUCGGCGGUUUGCAAGCUCCUCCUCCUCGGCCGAGGACCGCGGAGCGCCAAAGGCCGCCGCUGCGCCACAGGCCGGCACGCUCCUGCCGCCGUUUCUGGAUGAGUGCCUUCGCGGCGUCGGCCAGGUCAUCUUCCUCAACUCUCCCGCGUCGGGCGCGCUCACGCUCGCGGCGCUCGUCUACGGCGACCCGUGGCUGGGCGCCCUGGCAGCCGCUGGCACCGCCUCGGCCACAGCGACGGCUCGCGUGGCCGGCCUCGACGCGGCUGCCAUCUCGGCGGGCUUGUACGGCUACAACGGGUGCCUCGUCGGCUGCGCCUUUGCGGUCUUCCUCGGCCUACCCGCCGGCUCUCCGGCGGCGGCCGCGGCUGCGGUCGGAGGCGCUGCCCUGACGGCGCCGCUGGUCGCCGCGCUCAAGCCGCUCUGUGGCGGCGUGCCGCAGUGGACAUGGGCCUUCAAUACGAUCGCGCUCGCCUCCCUCGCCGUCAUACGCCCGCUCGCCGGCGCGCCGCCCGCCGACCCGGCUGCCGCCCUCUCUGCCGUCGAGUGGGUGCUGUCGCCCCUCGCGGGCGUGGCUCAGAUCUUUGUGGUUGGCGACGCCGUCUCGGGCGCGAUGAUCCUCGGCGCAACCGCCCUCUACUCGCCCGCAUGCGCCGUCGCCGCCGCAUACGGCUCUGCGGUCGGCGCCGGCACCGGGUACCUCCUCGGCGCUCCCGCCGCCGAGAUAGCGACGGGGUUGUGGGGCUUUAACCCAUCGCUCACGGCCCUCGCCGUCUCGGUCUUCUACGUGCCGUCUGCGGGGGCGGCGGCGCUCGCGACGGGCGGCGCCGUGGCGACGGCAGCCGUCUUCGGCGGCGCCAAAGGCGCGGUCGCUGCGUCGCUCGGCAUACCGAUCGCAACGCUGCCCUUUUGCGCCGUCGCGAGCGGCUGCCACCUGCUCUCCCACGCGAACCUGCCCGGGCUCGUGCUCGCCGCGGCGCCACACAGCCCCGAGAAGAACGUCGCCGCGGGCUGAGCGCGGCCCCCAUAAUUUGGGCGGCAUUCGCUAUUCGACGUGAAUGGCCUACAACUGCUGGUGUGGGAAACUUCCCACAAGCAGCCAGUUGGUUUCGAGCUCGCGCUCUCAAUCUCUCCGCUCUUUGAGGAAUCUUAGCGUGCGAGGAGAAGAUGUAUCGCAUGGCGCAUGUAACAAAUGGCAUACAUUCUAGAUAGUUUAUUAUGUAGAGGGGACUUUAUGAAUUAUGUCU
Emiliania huxleyi CCMP1516 is the source of this 1369-nucleotide messenger RNA. RefSeq lists its product as hypothetical. Gene Ontology annotation, molecular function: urea transmembrane transporter activity. Gene Ontology annotation, cellular component: membrane. NCBI's taxonomy places the organism in Eukaryota, Haptophyta, Isochrysidales, Noelaerhabdaceae. Gene Ontology annotation, biological process: urea transmembrane transport. The record is from RefSeq and is a predicted model, not a curated record. Bases 28 to 1137 code for a protein of 369 amino acids. The transcript has a single exon.